AUGUAUUUGCCUCGGACCUGCUAUCACUCGAGAAAAAAUUUCGAUAAUAGAGUCGACGACCUCGUUCGUAAGUAUUAUGACGUUUCUGAGCCCAACCCGGCCCUGCAGGAUGUCCUCAAGAAUCCGGACGGGUCAUCUCUCCUUUUCAAAGCGGUCCGUCGCCAGGUCGCACUGAUCAGGUGCCGUUCCCACGCUCCUGAAGAUGAUCAGAUCACCAUUUACGAUAAAGCCUUGCUGCUCCUCACUAGAUAUGGAGAGGAACCGGAAGACAUCUGCGCUCUCGAGCUGUAUAUGACCGAGUUUCUCGGUAUCGUCCCGAUUUCGCCUUUACAGCAAAGCAGAGAGGACCUUUCCCAGCACAUUGAGCUGCAGAAGAUACUGAACAAAGGUUCGCACAUCCCAACCCACAGCCGGUUCAUCCCUAACGAAGACGUCUUAGGGAUUGAACCUGUUGCUGUCCCCGAAGGACAUGUUGCUAGCGAAAAGCAGCUCAAACAAGGGUUCACCGCCGAAAAGAACACGCGUACCGACGACAAAAGCAACCCCAGAGUCCAUCGAUCUGAAUCAUACUUGCAUGAAAAAACCAUGCCAGACAAGACCGCCGCUGAUACCGGUCAGGAUUCACGUAGUCAAGCUGAGAGGAUUCUUGGAGUUUAUUACAAAGCCAGAGACGAUUAUUUCCAGGUUAUACAAAACGAUGGCGUCGCUCAUAUGAGUGUUAUCCGGUUUCUUCGCGAUACAGCCGAGAAUGCUCUUCUGUAUCUUCACAAAAGCGCGAUGUUGGGCCAUCCUGCCAUCCCCGAUCUGCAGCAGACUUUCGCAUUUGCUAGGGAUAAGGCUGCCGAGCUUUCUGGAGGCCGGAAACGCUAUUUUGAUGAGGGGGCUGGCAGACAUGGACACAAGAGGGCCCGUCGACAGGAUCUUGCUAAAAUGACGCUCCUGCGGCCUCAGCCGGCCGAGGCCGCAAUUUCCACUUCUAGCAACGGAUCAUCUAGUGCUCAAUAUACGCCGGUGUCUGAAGGCUCCGAGGAAGAGUGUGUCUUAUCAAGUUCAACCCGUCCACCAGCUCGCCCAUUGAAACUGCAAACGGAUCUUGAUUCUGAUGGAGACGACAUUUCUAGUGCUGUUAGUGACGAGGGCUACGAGUCCUAUGAAGAAGCCCGCCGGAAUUCGAAUCAAUCCAGCUUUCCAAAGUACACUACGGCUGAGGAGAGAGAGGUCGUGAAAAAAUUCGACCGCAAGCUUGUUCCGUUCUUAGCGUUCCUGUAUAUGCUUUCAUUUUUGGAUCGAUCUAAUAUUGGAAAUGCCAAGAUUGCAGGUCUCAUGGACGAUCUCCAUCUCUCGUCCUCUCAAUAUGAGUGGCUGCUUACCUCCUUUUACAUCACCUACAUCCUGUUCGAAUGGAUGACCCUUAUGUACCGUGUCGUCCCUGCGCACAUUUACAUUGCACUUUGCGUAUGCGGAUGGGGUUUAAUUGCGACCUUUCAAUCUCUAGCUACUUCAUUUGGAGCCCUUGUCCUCCUUAGGGCCCUCCUUGGUAUCACAGAAGCGGCAUUCGGACCCGGCGUGCCGUUUUAUCUUUCGCUAUUCUACAAGCGUGAAGAACUUGCGUUUCGAAAUGGUCUCUUCAUUUCCGCGGCCCCUUUGGCCUCUUCAUUCGCGAGUAGUCUAGCUUGGCUGAUUGUCAAUUUCAGCGGUGAUGGUCCAAUUGCUCCUUGGCGCAUGUUAUUUCUAGUUGAAGGGUUUCCCAGUGUUAUAGUUGCCGUUUUUGCUUGGAUACUUAUCCCCGAUUCACCAGGACGGGCUCGAUUCCUUGAACCGCGACAGAGAAUCGUGGCUCAAUUGCGUACGGAGGAAAAUAAACCAACCAGUUAUGAUGAGCCUGGUCGAAGCCAAUUCAACUGGAGCGAGGUCCGAAAGGCACUAGCUGAUCCAAAGUCCUACAUUACAGCUUUCAUGUUCUUUAGCUGCAACGUCGCAUUCAGCUCGAUGCCUGUUUUCCUGCCUACCAUCAUAGAAGACAUGGGCUAUUCCUCUCUUGCCUCGCAAGCCCUCUCCGCACCUCCCUAUCUAAUUGCAUUCAUCGUGGUGCUGGCCACCGCAUACAUUUCCGACCGCAACCUUUCGCGCAGUCCAUACCUAAUCGCCCACGCCAUUGUCUCCUCAGCCGCGUAUCUAGCUAUCGCGCUCACAGGCCACUACCACACUCAUCUCCCCACAAGCACACACAUCCUCAUUCGAUACCUCUGCGUCUACCCUGCCACCUCGGGCUUCUUCUCCGCCAUCACCCUGAUCAUGACUUGGACGAUGGACAACCACGUCGCCAAGGAAGGCAAAGGCACCAGCAUCGCCAUUCUCAAUAUCAUCGGACAAUGCGGUCCGCUUCUCGGCACGCGUCUGUAUCCCGGCAGUGAUCGACCGUGGUAUGUGCGUGGCAUGGCUGUCUGUUCGUUUUUCAUGAUCGUUGUCGCUGUCUUGGCGGUUGUGUUGAGGGUUCUCUUGCAGAGGGCAAAUCGUGCAGCGGAGCGGGAAGGGGAGAAAGAUACUUUUGAAAUGGAAGGAGGUGGCGCUGGCGCUGGCGCUGGGGGUGAAGAGAGGGAGGGACUCAUGGGUUCGGAUCGGGGUAUCACCCUUCGGUAUAAUGUGGAGGAGCGAUCUACCUACAUCGUAUAG
Messenger RNA from Aspergillus tanneri, 2673 nucleotides. Its product is annotated as putative MFS transporter. Gene Ontology annotation, cellular component: membrane. The transcript is spliced from 5 exons. Gene Ontology annotation, biological process: transmembrane transport. Bases 1 to 2673 code for a protein of 890 amino acids. Lineage: Eukaryota; Fungi; Ascomycota; Eurotiomycetes; Eurotiales; Aspergillaceae. Gene Ontology annotation, molecular function: transmembrane transporter activity. The record is from RefSeq and is a predicted model, not a curated record.